This is a messenger RNA of Triticum urartu, 659 nucleotides long. NCBI's taxonomy places the organism in Eukaryota, Viridiplantae, Streptophyta, Magnoliopsida, Poales, Poaceae. The record is from RefSeq and is a predicted model, not a curated record.
CGAUUGCUGCCCUCAUAAUUUUUUUGCAAUAGUUUGGUUUUAUUACUGUUGGUGGCAGGUACGACAAACUUGUCGGCAUGUUCAGUAACAAGCAAGUCCCCACUGUUGGCGUCGAUCUUGGAAUAGAAAGAGUUUUCGCAAUCAUUGAGCAACAUGAGAAAGAAAAUAACCAGGUUAUCCGGGCUAGCGUGACAGAGGUUUUGGUGUCGAUUCUAGGGAAGGACCUUAUAUUGGCCGCCGAGCUUGCGAAUGAGUUAUGGAGUGCUGGGAUAAAGGCAGAGUUCAAGCUCACCACCAGGGAGCUGGACCACAUAAAGUAUGUGACUCAGACAGGCAUUCCGUGGAUGGUGCUGGUCAGUCAAGGCGAACUUGAAAUGUGGCCACCUUUGUAUGGCCAAUGGCUUUGUAGGCUUUCAGUAUUUGGCGUCUGUCGCCGGGUUUGUUCCGCCUCAACCAGGAUCUUCUCGGCACUGCUCUGAUGUUGUGAAAACUCACGCACGCCGACAGCCGCCUCCAUGCUCCAACUGCCGCAGCCUGCAGUUCAAGAAGUUAGUUCAGGCUUAUGAGGUUAUGAAUGAUCCUGAGAAGCUGGGAGGUCGAGGACUGCAUGAUCUAUUGGACAUCUUCCAGUCAUUCUGUGUAUAAGAUAGCUAUAUAAU